AUUCGCGCCAGCCCAUCCGGGUACUAUGUUAGCCAGUUAGCAAUGCUAGCACUUGAGGUGCUGCUGUACGCCACAGCUCAAAACAUUAAACAAUACACUGAAAUGACUUCUCAUGCUUAUUAAAAACAAAACAACAGUAUAUUGCACAUGCAGUGCGGGUGUCAGUAUAAAGGCGGUGGUCGUCCUGCUGGUAAACUAGCAGCUGACUGGCAUGUAACUUAGCGAGGCAGCAGUGCACAGAACAUAACACUGAACCCAACAUCACGCUGAACCCGGGCGACUAAGAUGUCGGACUCUGACAGCGAUGAGGAGCAGGGCCGCCCCUUCUCGCUGACCGGCUUCCUCUUCGGGAACAUCAACGAAGACGGACAGCUGGAGGACGACAGCGUGCUGGAUGAUGAGUCCAAGAAGCACCUGGCGGGUCUGGGCUCCCUCGGUCUGGGCUCCCUCCUCACCGACAUCACAGCCAGCGAGGAGGAGGACCGCGACGACUCCGACCGCUGCGACGAUGAGGGCUGGGUGAAGAGUACUGAAGAUGCCAUCGACUACUCUGACAUCAGUGAGGUGGCCGAGGAUGAGAGCAGGAAGUACCAGUAUGCUAUGGGAACCCUGCAGCCCAACCGGAAGUCUGACGAUGAAGACGACUACGAUGCAGACUGUGAAGAUAUCGACGCCAAGCUGAUGCCCCCGCCCCCCCCUCCUACCGUCACUGCUCCGUCCGCUCAGACCCCGGCUGGAGAGGAGGGCGACGGCAUCAUCCUGCCCUCCAUCAUCGCCCCGUCCUCCGGGGACAAGGUGGACUUCAGCAGCUCCUCGGACUCCGAGCCGGAGACGGACCGCCUGGGGCCCGGCUUGGGGCCGGGGGGGUCCCCCGACAGCCUGACCCUCCCCCUGGCCGGCAUCAUGCAGAAGGACGCCGCCAAGGCGCUGCCCGGGGUCACCGAGCUGUUCCCCGUCUUCAGACCCGGGAAGGUUCUCCGGUUCUUGCGUCUGUUCGGUCCCGGUAAGAACAUGCCGUCCGUCUGGAGGAGCGCCCGGCGCAAGAAGAAGAGGAAGCACCGCGACCCCCCGCCGGGCACGCCCCCCCCGGAGGGCGAGGUGCUGGAGGCGGGGUCGGAGGUCAAGUCGGGCUGGACCUACGAGCCCGCCCCUCCCCCGCCCCCCGAGCAGUGUCUCUCCGACGACGAGAUCACCAUGAUGGCCCCGGUGGAGUCCAAGUUCUCCCAGGCCAGCGGGGACCCGGCCCAGGAGAAGGAGGCCCGGCCCCGGGUGGCGGAGUGGCGCUACGGCCCCGCCCAGCUCUGGUACGACAUGCUGGGGGUGCCCGAGGACGGGAACAACUUCACCUACGGCUUCAAGCUGCUGGAGGGGACCCCCGAGGUCGAGGAGCCGCCGCCGCCGCCGCCGCGCCGCGCCGCGACCCCCAUGGAGGUCACCGAGGAGGGCGAGGCCCAGCCGAAGGAGAAGGCCGACGGCCCCCUGGAGAACGAGCUCUUCCUGAUGGUCACCCAGCUGCAGUGGGAGGACGACAUCAUCUGGAACGGGGAGGACGUGAAGCACAAGGGCACCAAGACCCAACGGGCCAGCCUGGCCGGGUGGCUGCCCUCCAGCAUGACGCGCAACGCCAACGCCUACAACGCCCAGCAAGGUCUGACCCGGAGCAACUCUCAGCUGGUGCCGCCCACCCCGCCCAUCAUGACCAAGACCCCCUCCAUCUCCGGAUCCAAGAGGGACAAGAUCCUCCUGGACCACCAGGUGUCCCAGGAGGAGGACUCCCCCUGGUUCUCCAUCUUCCCCAUCGACAACGAGGAGCUGGUGUACGGCCGCUGGGAGGACAACAUCAUCUGGGACGACCAGGCCAUGACCCGGCUGCUGGCCCCCCCCGUCCUCACCCUCAACCCCAACGACGAGAACAUCAUCCUGGAGAUCCCAGACGAGAAGGAGCAGCGGACGUCCAACUCCCCGUCCAAGGAGAACAAGAAGGAGUCGGCGCUGAAGAAGAGCCGCAUCCUCCUGGGCAAGACGGGCGUGAUCAAGGACGAGCCCCAACAGAACAUGUCCCAGCCCGAGGUGAAGGACCCCUGGAACCUCUCCAACGACGAGUUCUACUACCCCAAGCAGCAGGGCCUCAGGGGGACCUUCGGGGGCAACAUCAUCCAGCACUCCAUCCCGGCGGUGGAGCUCCGGCAGCCCUUCUUCCCCACGCACAUGGGCCCCAUGAAGCUGAGGCUCUUCCACCGGCCCUCCCUGAAGAAGUACUCGUUCGGGGCCCUGGCCCAGCCGGGCCCCCACCCCGCCCAGCCGCUGCUCAAACACAUCAAGAAGAAGGCCAAGAUGCGGGAGCAGGAGCGACAGGCGUCAGGGGGCGGGGACAUGUUCUUCAUGAGGACGGCCCAGGACCUGACGGGGAAGGACGGAGAGCUGAUCCUGGCCGAGUACAGCGAGGAGUACCCCCCCCUCAUGAUGCAGGUCGGCAUGGCAACCAAGAUCAAGAACUACUACAAGAGGAAGCCCGGGAAGGACCCCGGAGCUCCGGACUGUAAAUAUGGAGAGACGGUGUACUGCCACACCUCGCCCUUCCUGGGAUCGCUGCACCCCGGCCAGCUGCUGCAGGCGUUUGAGAACAACCUGUUCCGGGCUCCCAUCUACCUCCACAAGAUGCCGGAGACGGACUUCCUGGUGCUGCGCACGCGGCAGGGCUACUUCAUCAGGGAGAUCGUGGACAUCGUGGUGGUGGGCCAGCAGUGCCCCCUCUUCGAGGUCCCGGGGCCCAACUCCAAGAGGGCCAACACCCACAUCAGAGACUUCCUGCAGGUGUUCAUCUACCGGCUCUUCUGGAAGAGUAAGGACCGCCCACGGAGGAUCCGGAUGGAGGACAUCAAGAAGGCCUUCCCCUCCCACUCGGAGAGCAGCAUCCGCAAGCGCCUCAAGCUGUGUGCAGACUUCAAGCGUACAGGGAUGGACUCCAACUGGUGGGUGCUGAAGCCCGACUUCAGGCUCCCCACGGAGGAGGAGAUCCGGGCCAUGGUGUCCCCGGAGCAGUGCUGCUCCUACUACAGCAUGCAGGUGGCCGAGCAGAGGCUCAAGGAUGCUGGAUACGGGGAGAAGUCCUUCUUCGCUCCUGAUGAGGAGAACGAGGAAGACUUCCAGAUGAAGAUCGAUGACGAGGUGCGCACCGCCCCCUGGAACACCACCAGGGCCUUCAUCGCCGCCAUGAAGGGCAAGUGUCUGCUGGAGGUGACGGGCGUGGCCGACCCCACCGGCUGCGGCGAGGGCUUCUCCUACGUCAAGGUCCCCAACAAGCCCACCCAGCAGAAGGACGACAAGGAGCCCCAGCCCGCCAAGAAGACGGUGACGGGGACGGACGCCGACCUGCGGCGGCUGUCCCUGAAGAACGCCAAGCAGCUGCUCAGGAAGUUCGGGGUUCCAGAGGAGGAGAUCAAGAAGCUGUCUCGCUGGGAGGUGAUCGACGUGGUGCGCACCAUGUCCACGGAGCAGGCCCGCUCGGGGGAGGGGCCCAUGAGCAAGUUCGCCCGCGGCUCCCGCUUCUCCGUGGCGGAGCACCAGGAGCGCUACAAGGAGGAGUGCCAGAGGAUCUUCGACCUGCAGAACAAGGUGCUGGAGUCCACGGAGGUCCUCUCCACGGACACGGACAGCAGCUCCGCGGAGGACAGCGACUUCGAGGAGAUGGGGAAGAACAUCGAGAACAUGCUGCAGAACAAGAAGACCAGCUCCCAGCUGUCCCGGGAGAGGGAGGAGCAGGAGAGGAAGGAGCUGCAGAGGAUGCUCAUGGGAGAGGAGAACGACCGCGACCACAAGAGCCGCAAGGGACGCAAAGGCCUCUCGAGCGCCAUGUCCACGGGCUCCCACAGGGACGACGACGCCUCCUCCGUCACCAGCCUCAACUCGGCCGCCACCGGCCGCCGCCUCAAGAUCUACCGCACCUUCCAGGACGAGGACGGCAAGGAGUACGUCCGCUGCGAGACGGUGCGCAAGGCCUCGGUCAUCGACGCCUACACCCGCAUCAGGACCACCAAGGACGACGAGUUCAUACGCAAGUUUGCGCUGUUUGACGAGCAGCACCGCGAGGAGAUGAGGAAGGAGCGGAGGAGGAUCCAGGAGCAGCUGAGGAGGCUGAAGAGGAACCAGGAGAAGGACCGCUUCAAGGGGCCCCCGGAGAAGAAGGCCAAGAAGAUCAAAGAGAGACCUGACCUCAAGGUCAAGCUGAAGUGCGGUGCGUGCGGAGCCAUCGGCCACAUGAGGACCAACAAGUUCUGCCCGCUGUACUACCAGACCAACGCCCCUCCCUCCAACCCCGUGGCCAUGACGGAGGAGCAGGAGGAGGAGCUGGAGAAGACUGUGAUCCACAACGACAACGAGGAGCUCAUCAAGGUGGAGGGCACCAAGAUCGUCCUGGGCAAGCAGCUCAUCGAGAGUGCCGACGAGGUGCGCAGGAAGUCCCUGGUGCUGAAGUUCCCCAAGCAGCAGCUCCCGCCGAAGAAGAAGAGGCGCGUGGGCAGCGCCGUGCACUGUGACUACCUGAACCGACCUCACAAGUCGAUCCACCGCCGGCGCACCGACCCCAUGGUGACCCUGUCCUCCGUCCUGGAGAGUGUGAUCAACGACAUGAGAGACCACCCCAACACGUACCCCUUCCACACCCCGGUGAACGCCAAGGUGGUGAAGGACUACUACCGCUUCAUCACCCGGCCCAUGGACCUGCAGACCCUGAGGGAGAACGUCCGCAAGCGCAUGUACCCGUCACGGGACGACUUCAGGGAGAGCGUGGAGGUCAUCGUGAAGAACAGCGCCACCUACAACGGGGCUAAACAUCCCAUAACUCAAGUAGCCCAGUCCAUGCUGGACCUGUGUGAUACUAAACUGAAGGAGAAGGAGGACCGUCUCGUCAGGCUGGAGAAGGCCAUCAACCCCCUGCUGGACGACGACGACCAGGUGGCCUUCAGCUUCAUCCUGGACAACAUCGUGACCCAGAAGAUGAUGGUGGUUCCCGACUCGUGGCCGUUCCACCACCCCGUCAACAAGAAGUUCGUCCCCGACUACUACAAGGUGAUCGUCGCCCCCAUGGACCUGGAGAACCUGCGCAAGAACAUCUCCAAACACAAGUACCAGAACCGAGACACCUUCCUGUCGGACGUCACUCUGGUCCACGGCAACAGCAUCAAGUACAACGGUCCGGACAGCCCCUACACCAAGACGGCGCUUGACAUCGUCAACGUGUGCAGACAGACCUUAGCUGAGUACGACGAGCACCUGACCCAGCUGGAGAAGGACAUCUCCACGGCCAAGGAAGCUGCUCUGGACGCGGCCGACUACGAAGCUCUGGACCCCCUCACCCCCGGACCCUACACCCCCCAGCCGUCUGAGCUGCUGGAAGGCAGGGCUCCUGGUCUGUUCUCUGAUUGGCCACUUGGGGGCGCUGUCGAGAAGAGAGGGGGGCAGGGUCGCCAUGGUCGCAGGCUGGGGGGGGAGGAGUCAGACGUGGACAUCGAAGGCUUCGAGGACGAAGACGGCAAGCCCAAGACCCCCGCGCCGGCGGAGGACGGGGACCUGGAGGAUGACGAUGACGAAGAUGACAUGCUGCUCCCGCCGCGGCGCCGGAUGCUGGAGCGCCACGAGGAAGACGACGAGGAAGACGAGGAGGACGAAGAGCGGGGGCGCGGCCCUCAGGCCAGCGUCCUCUACCAGGACCUCCUCAUGUCCGACGGGGAGGACGACGCCAGCGAGGAGGAGGGAGACAACCCCUUCUCCUCCAUCCACCUAUCGGAGAGCGGCAGCGACUCGGACCGGGAGGACCUCCGCGCCCCGCCCCCGCGGCGCGCCCUCCAGGAGACGGCCCGCAUGGCGCUGGACCAGGAGGAGAGCAUGAUGUCCUACGAGGGGGAGGGGGGGCCCGACAUGGAGCGCCACCAAAUGGAGCGCCACCUGGAGGACAGCAACGUCAGCUACGGGAGCUAUGACGACCUGGAGAGUCGGGGCCCACUGGAGGGCCAGGUCCAGAUGGAGGGCCAGGUCCAGAUGGAAGGGCGGGUCCAGAUGGAGUCCACGGGCCUGGGCAACGGAGGGGAGUACGGGCUGAGCGAGGAGGAGGAGGACGAGGAGGACGAGGAGGAGGAGGCCCGGAGGAGGGGCGUCCCGGCCGUGCUGUCGGCCGUUCAGCUGAGCGAGGACGAGGAGAGCGAGGAGUUCCACUCCAUCGGAGGAGACAGUGACAUGGACUCUGACAACUAGCCCCCCGUCAGCCCGCUCGCGCUCUCAUGGUUCCCCUUUUUUAAAAAAAUGUGGCCGAAGGAAUUUGCAUUAAGGCGUUGUAUAGUUUGAGCUUUUAUUGCAUCACUCGUUGUUUUAUGAAAAGAAAGCGCUGCAGUUUGAACGCGGCUACAGAAAGUGUUGCGUUUAAAGCGUUGACCAUGUUGACUCGAGAAGAAAACUAUUACGUUGUACACCAAGCUAAAUGUACAUAGCGCUUGUUCGUGUGCUUUUCAGCGACCUCUCAAUUUACUCAUUUGACCUUUUCUACACUUUGUAUAUAAAAUGUAAUAAAAUUUGAUCACAGGUCAA
This is a messenger RNA of Gadus macrocephalus (Pacific cod), 6579 nucleotides long. It is a transcript of the gene taf1, whose product is annotated as TAF1 RNA polymerase II, TATA box binding protein (TBP)-associated factor. Gene Ontology annotation, biological process: transcription by RNA polymerase II; DNA-templated transcription initiation; RNA polymerase II preinitiation complex assembly. The transcript is spliced from 41 exons. Gene Ontology annotation, cellular component: transcription factor TFIID complex. Lineage: Eukaryota; Metazoa; Chordata; Actinopteri; Gadiformes; Gadidae. The record is from RefSeq and is a predicted model, not a curated record. Gene Ontology annotation, molecular function: RNA polymerase II general transcription initiation factor binding; DNA binding; RNA polymerase II general transcription initiation factor activity. The coding region runs from base 286 to 6249 and encodes 1987 amino acids.